GCGGGGCGGGGCGGGGCGGCCGCUCCCGCCGGGGGAGUUUCCAGGAAGUGGCCAUAUUGGAUCCAUUCAGCCGCAGCCGCCGGAGCGCGUCCCGCACCGGCCGCCCGCCCGCCCGCCCGCGCGAGCAGCAUGGCGGCCACGGAGCUGGAGCGGCGCGCGAAUGUGGAGCCGGAGUCCCGGAGCCUCUCCCUGGGUGGCCAUGUGGGCUUCGACAGCCUCCCUGACCAGCUGGUCAGCAAGUCAGUCGCUCAAGGCUUCAGCUUCAACAUCCUUUGUGUGGGGGAGACCGGCAUUGGCAAGUCCACGCUUAUGAACACGCUCUUCAACACAACCUUUGAGACCGAAGAGGCCAGCCACCAUGAGGAGUGUGUGCGCCUGCGGCCGCAGACCUACGACCUCCAGGAAAGCAAUGUGCACCUCAAGCUGACCAUUGUGGAUGCCGUGGGCUUUGGGGACCAGAUCAAUAAGGACGACAGUUACAGGCCCAUAGUUGAAUACAUCGAUGCACAGUUUGAAAACUACCUGCAGGAGGAGCUGAAGAUCCGCCGCUCCCUCUUUGACUACCACGACACGCGCAUCCACGUGUGCCUCUACUUCAUCACACCUACUGGGCACUCCCUGAAGUCCUUGGACCUGGUGACCAUGAAGAAGCUGGAUAGCAAGGUGAACAUAAUUCCCAUCAUUGCCAAGGCUGACACCAUCUCCAAGAGCGAGCUCCACAAGUUCAAGAUCAAGAUCAUGGGCGAGCUGGUCAGCAACGGGGUCCAGAUCUACCAGUUUCCCACGGAUGACGAGGCCGUCGCAGAGAUUAACGCAGUCAUGAAUGCACACCUGCCCUUUGCCGUGGUGGGCAGCACCGAGGAGGUGAAGGUGGGGAACAAGCUAGUCCGAGCACGGCAGUACCCCUGGGGCGUGGUGCAGGUGGAGAAUGAGAAUCACUGCGACUUCGUGAAGCUGCGGGAGAUGCUGAUCCGGGUGAACAUGGAGGACCUGCGCGAACAGACCCACAGCCGGCACUACGAGCUCUACCGGCGCUGCAAGCUGGAGGAGAUGGGCUUCCAGGACGGCGACGGCGACAGCCAGCCCUUCAGCCUUCAGGAGACCUACGAGGCCAAGAGGAAGGAGUUCCUGAGUGAGCUGCAGAGGAAGGAGGAGGAGAUGAGGCAGAUGUUCGUGAACAAAGUGAAGGAGACGGAGCUGGAGCUGAAGGAGAAGGAGCGGGAGCUGCACGAGAAGUUUGAGCACCUGAAGCGGAUGCACCAGGAGGAGAAGCGCAAGGUGGAGGAGAAGCGCCGGGAGCUGGAGGAGGAGACCAGCGCCUUCAACUGCAGGAAGGCGGCCGUGGAGGCCCUGCAGUCCCAGGCCCUGCACGCCACCUCCCAGCAGCCCCUGAGGAAGGACAAGGACAAGAAGAACAGAUCAGACAUAGGAGCACAGCAGCCUGGUUCGAGCCUCUCGAACUCUAAGGUGAUGAUGACCAAAGCCAAUGUGGAGCCCUUGAACUGCAGCAGCUGGUGGCCCGCCAUACAGUGCUGCAGCUGCCUGGUCAGGGACGCGACGUGGAGGGAAGGACUCGUCUGAGGCAGCAGACUCAUCACGUGGGGCUGGCUCAGCAUCACUAGGGCAUGGAACUAGAGACCGUGGUUUUUAAUGUUAGAACAGAAGACCCCAUAAAGUUUCACAUGCUCCGUGACCGGAAGUCCAAACAAUUUCACUUUCUAUCAGGGAGCAUCCGAUGGGACCCAAUCCUUUUCGUUUCUGUCCAGGGUCCCCAGAGUGGCUUGAGGCUUGAGACCCUUUCUGUGGCCAACCUGAGCUUCAACCCUGGAGAGAAAAUUACUCUGCUUUGGGAUCCCCUCAUGAGGAGCCUGAAGUAUCUAGAUGACAAAUGUUUCCAUGCCGGAAAAGAGAAACAUAGUGUUCAAGUUGAAGGUAGCAGAAAAGUUACUUGUAUCUGCUUGACUUCAAGGCAACAGUGGCCAGUUUUCACAAUGGAGCAGCCCUUAGGGAUCUAACUUUCCUGCUUCCUAACAGACCCAAGCCCCACCACAUUUCCAUUGCGUAAUUUUGCCUUACUAACAAUCACAUCCUUCAGGAUGAUCAUCAUUCCCCCAACUAAGACAAACUAACGUGUGAUAUUUUUUAAGUGCCAGAUCAACAUGGUCUAAAGCUUCAAUAAGGAUUGUGUGUAGGUGAAUCAAGACAGCUAAGUGAAUGUGUGUAAAGUGUAGCCAAAAAGCAGACAGAUAUUUAUGUACAAAAUUCAUAGAAUGGAAAGUGAAAUAUUUUUGCAGUGUAUUUAGGAAGAAACUCACCAUAGCAGUGGCAUCUAAAUAUCUUUGUUAAGUUAAUUUAAUGACCUUUUAGAAAUGAGAGGCUGGUGGAAGACGCAUUUUCACUCUUCUGUAAGCAGUGAGCCCAGUGGGUCACCUCACCGUGGUGCAUGUGCAAAGACCCGUGCACACUUGUGCUGUGCACAUCUGUGCUUUGCUGUCCUGUGUUGUGAACAGUUGUCCCAAAGGCACACAGGAGUCUAAGGAAGACUCUGCAGCUGCCUCACGCUUACUAUAUUCAAGAAGUCCAGAGGUGUCGCGAUGUGGAGGUCCCAGUGCAGGUCCUUCAGAAUAGACAGCUCCAUCCUCCGCAGCUCACUCGCGGGAUAGGGAGAGCCACAGAGCUGUACGAAGUCCGUUAUACAUGGAAUUGACUGUAAAAAAGACAAUAAAGAGGCCAAAGGCCUACAUCAUAUCACA
Molecule: messenger RNA, 2753 nt
Organism: Cavia porcellus (domestic guinea pig)
Lineage: Eukaryota; Metazoa; Chordata; Mammalia; Rodentia; Caviidae
Gene: Septin8
Product: septin 8
Exons: 10
Coding region: 130-1581 (483 amino acids)
Biological process (GO): intracellular protein localization; cytoskeleton-dependent cytokinesis
Cellular component (GO): cell division site; microtubule cytoskeleton; septin complex
Molecular function (GO): GTPase activity; molecular adaptor activity; GTP binding
Source: RefSeq, a predicted model, not a curated record